Messenger RNA from Penicillium brevicompactum, 348 nucleotides. RefSeq names its product Zn(II)2Cys6 transcription factor domain-containing protein. Gene Ontology annotation, biological process: regulation of DNA-templated transcription. The transcript is spliced from 2 exons. Gene Ontology annotation, molecular function: zinc ion binding; DNA-binding transcription factor activity, RNA polymerase II-specific. The record is from RefSeq and is a predicted model, not a curated record. NCBI's taxonomy places the organism in Eukaryota, Fungi, Ascomycota, Eurotiomycetes, Eurotiales, Aspergillaceae. The annotation marks the transcript as partial. Gene Ontology annotation, cellular component: nucleus.
CCCCAUUGUUUAUGGGGCGUCUCCACUUUCCCGGAGUUCUUCGGCAUUCACUUCUCACUGGCCGGAGUUGCGAACGCCGAACCUCCUACCUCGUUACACAGCACUACCUACUUGCUCACCGCUUGCAGUACCUCGCGUCGUCGCAACGGUAAGCCAGCUUCCUGCGAGCCGUGCCGCCGAGACAAAGUCCGCUGCGACCACGCGCUACCAGUAUGCACCCGUUGUCGGGAUCGUGGAGUCUCUCAGCGAUGCUUCUACCAUCCGGCGCCCCUGACACGGCCAAAAGAUCGUCGUAUAUUUCCAUUGGCGGAGGGUGUGCCAUUUGAUCGAGCCCCUUCAGCACGGUAA